UGGCCAAGUCAUCGAAUCACAACAGUAGCACCCGAAAUCAGUUGCAGUGUACACUCGACAAACAUCCCCAGGCUAGCGUGCUUGCCAGUUGUUACAGCGUCAAAUCAUCCACUUCCGUGGUCGAUAGUUUCCACUACUGCACUACCGCGGGGGCCGGGACACAGUGGUAUCCCUGAGGUCCCUUCGGGGUCAAAGACAUCUCCAAGUCCUCCCUUUGGACUCUCCGUCGCUCCAAGCAUGGGGGUUAGUUGGCCGGGCAAUAUAUUACCGGAAUAUAAAGGGGAGGCAAUGCAUACUAUCCCGGAAGAGUGUGAGAGGCUCUUCUGUGACACAUUGUCUGCGAUCUUCCUUGGUGAGAGGAGCUUCGCUGGACAAGAGUCACUUGGGGUAGGUGCGUCUCAAAGCCGGCCGAACAAUAGUAUGCCGAUUGAACAGUGGUUUGAGCUGUUGGAUUACACCAGCGACACUAUACACCGUGGUUUUGUAACCAAUACGAGCGGCGAACCGACCUUGUUUGUUUUCCUUGCAGAGAACGCACUCGGUCACGGUCUGAAAACAGGGUUAAUUGCCCUGUUUGAACUUGCUAAUAUAUCUGCUUUUGGGUGCCCCCGAAUUGUGGCAUGUGUACCCCGUUCGCACGAUGCAGUUGAACUAGAAGCUGUACGGAACCUCGGUUGGUGCGGAUUCAGUUUGACUACUUUGCAACCGUGGAGUGGUGUAAGAGACGUCGAACGCUCGCUUAGCACUAAAUGGCUUUUCUUGGAUGCGGAGGUUUAGUUGUAGGCAACCAAACAGCUAGUCCACUAAUUCUAACAAGGAGCAAAGGCCAAAUGACAUGAG
Messenger RNA from Aspergillus costaricaensis CBS 115574, 840 nucleotides. RefSeq names its product ornithine decarboxylase antizyme. The annotation marks the transcript as partial. The transcript is spliced from 3 exons. NCBI's taxonomy places the organism in Eukaryota, Fungi, Ascomycota, Eurotiomycetes, Eurotiales, Aspergillaceae. Gene Ontology annotation, molecular function: ornithine decarboxylase inhibitor activity. The record is from RefSeq and is a predicted model, not a curated record. Gene Ontology annotation, cellular component: cytoplasm; nucleus. Gene Ontology annotation, biological process: positive regulation of protein catabolic process.